AUGGCGAAUAAGGUAAAUAAUGAAGAAUUUUGGCGCGAAUUUAUACAUUUAUACCGUAGUUUACCUGCUACGUGGAAAAUAAAAAUUGAUUUGUACAAAAAUAGAAUUUUGAAACAAGAAUGUUAUGUACAGUUAACUAAUAAAUUAAAAGAAAUCGAUCCAUUGGCUGAUAUAAAUACUACAAAAAAAAAAAUCAACACAUUGAGAUCAAAUUAUUGUCAUGAGUUGAAAAAAGUUAUGGCGAGUCAAAAGUCCGGUGCAGGUACUGACGAUAUAUACUUGCCAUCGGUUUGGUAUUUUGACGAGUGGGAGUUUUUACGGGAUCACGAAAUGCAAAUAUCUGGAACAUCGACAAUGGAUGAAGAAAGUAAUGAUCCUCAAGACGUAACAUUGGAAAAUUCGGAAUAUAAUAUGUUUGAAACAGGCUCCCUUGAAACUCUUCAAACAACUUCACACGAACCACAAAAAAAGAAGAAAAAAAUGGAAAAUUCUGAAGAAAAGAGAAAGAAUGAUUUACUAGAAUUAGCAUGCAGCCGCCUACAACAAUCUACAUCCGAUAACGACAUUGUAGCAAAAUCGUGGGCAAUUGAACUAGGGAAACUUGAACCAGACCAACAACUGUUUGCUCAAAAAGCAAUUAACGAUAUCCUGUUUGAAGGUCGCUUAAAAACUCUUCAUAGAAACUCAGUAAAAAUUAACCAUUCUUGUGUAUACUCACGCUCUUCAACACCAUCUACAUUUAUUCAACCUGCGCCUGUUUAUAUAUCUUCAAAUUCAAAUUCAUCACUGUCUGGUCAUACAUGGGAGACCCCACACGUUUCAAACACGACAGCUUACAAUAGUUUCAGUGAACUUCUUAACGACACUCAAUAUACAAAUUAA
Messenger RNA from Rhopalosiphum maidis (corn leaf aphid), 882 nucleotides. RefSeq lists its product as uncharacterized. The record is from RefSeq and is a predicted model, not a curated record. Lineage: Eukaryota; Metazoa; Arthropoda; Insecta; Hemiptera; Aphididae. Bases 1 to 882 code for a protein of 293 amino acids. The transcript is spliced from 2 exons.